Sclerotinia borealis F-4128 is the source of this 1050-nucleotide messenger RNA. Lineage: Eukaryota; Fungi; Ascomycota; Leotiomycetes; Helotiales; Sclerotiniaceae. The record is from the annotation of a GenBank genome assembly.
AUGGCAAAAACUACCGGUACAACUCUAAAGGAAUUCGAAUCCGUCUUCCCAAAAUUGGUUGAGGAUCUACUUGCCCAUGCCCAAAAGUAUAACCUCCCUCAACAAGGUCAAGACUGGCUCAAAGCUUCUCUAUAUGCCAACACAAUUGGCGGAAAGUGCAAUCGGGGAAUGUCUGUUCCUGACUCAGUAUCUCUCCUCCUCGAAGCUCCCCUAUCGGAAGAACAAUAUUUCGAAUCUGCCACCUUAGGAUGGAUGACCGAACUUCUUCAAGCUUUCUUCCUUGUAUCGGACGAUAUUAUGGACAGCAGUAUUACUCGCCGCGGUCAACCUUGUUGGUACAGACAACCAACUGUCGGCAUGAUCGCUAUUAAUGAUGCUUUCAUCCUCGAAUCUGCAAUCUACUCCUUGUUGAAGAAGUACUUCCGCUCUCACCCUUCUUACGUGGAUCUCAUCGAACUCUUCCACGAAGUUACAUACCAGACAGAACUUGGUCAAUUGUGCGACUUGUUGACUGCACCAGAGGACAAGGUCGAUUUGGACAACUUUUCCAUGGCGAAGUAUGACUUUAUUGUCACCUACAAGACCGCCUAUUAUUCCUUCUACCUCCCUGUCGCUCUUGCCCUUCACCAUCAGAAGAUUGCCACUCCAAAGAAUCUUAAGCAAGCCGAAGAUAUCUUGAUUCCACUUGGUCAAUAUUUCCAAAUCCAAGAUGAUUAUCUUGACAACUUUGGCCUACCAGAGCACAUUGGCAAGAUCGGUACUGAUAUCAUGGAUAACAAGUGUUCUUGGCUAGUCAACCAAGCAUUGGCCAUUGCAACACCGGAGCAGCGUAAGGUGCUCGAGGAAAACUACGGUCACAAAGAUAAGACCAAGGAAGCAGCAGUGAAGAAGCUGUUCGAUGAGUUGAAACUGGAGAAGAUCUACCAGGACUAUGAAGAGAAGAGAGUUGGUGAGAUCAGAGAAUUGAUUUCGCAGGUUGACGAGUCAGAGGGCUUGAAGAAAACUGUGUUUGACAGCUUCUUGAGCAAGAUCUACAAGAGAAGCAAGUAA